AGUUUCUGUUUGAAAUCUAGAAGACUCACGCAACACUAUUUCCAAACCAGAGUUUGAUCUGGACGUGACACGCGGUACGGGACACACACACGUGGUCUCCAAGGUAAUGUACCAAUAUUACAAGAACUCUCUCCGUGAAAUCGAUCGUUAUAAGAAAAUAUUUUUGGCAAAUAUAUUUUCGAAGAUAAGAGAGAAAAAAGCAAGUGAGAAAUUUUCGCAAAAAAAAAAAAAAAACUUUGAGAUGUCUGCUGAUCAUUACAAUAGAUAUGCAUUUGAGGCUGAAUGGUAUGACAAGAAUGCUUGCAUAACGAGGAAAUUUUAUUUGUAUUAUUAUCCGUCCGAUAAUACUAUUGAACUGUUCGACUUGAGAACACGACAGACGUUCUUGAGAAGGACGAUAUGCGAAGGCAUCCAACUGAGGGAUUUCCACGUGAAUGCCGUGGUUACCUUAUUUUCGAGAAACAUGAAGAUCUUAGGUUAUGCAGACGAGUACACCAAAAACAAAUUCGAGACAGAAGUGCAAAAUAUCUUCGUGCUCCUGAAACCGCACGUGGUUGACGAAAAACUAGGUGAAAUACUGAAUACAAUUACAAAUAUGAAUUUUUCUAUUGCUAAUAUAAAAAUGAUACGAUUGACUCCGGACGAAGUUCAAUUAUAUUAUCCUGUAAAAAAUCCCGUCUUGCAAACAACUGUUAUAGAGUACCUGACCUCUGAUCGUGUCGUUGUUCUGAACCUGGCAGGACAUAACUGCGUACAGAGAUGGAUGGAAGUAGUAGGUCCAGAAAACAGUGAACUAGCUCGUAUAUUGGGACCUUUUUCUUUAAGAGGUUUCUUCGGAAUAGACGAGAUACGCAACGCCGUGUACGGGUCCGAGAACCUAGAGACGGCAAAAAAAGAGCUGCAAUACUUUUUUUCUGAUGAGAGGAUUCUUAAUACGGGACCAAAAACUACCGCUGUUCUUAGGAACUGCACCUGUUGCAUCAUCAAACCACAUGCCGUACGCGAGAAACUUACCGGCGCCAUCAUUAAUGACAUUCAAAAAGCAGGCUACACGAUUACAGCGUUGCAACAAUAUUGCAUAGGUCCGAAUGUCGCUAAUGAAUUUCUAGAAGUUUAUAAAGAAGUUCUUCCCAAAGAAGUUCCCGAUAUGGUGGAGGAGUUGCAUUCUGGUCCCUGCAUCGUCAUGGAGAUAACGCAAAAGAUUUACAAUUCCAACAUCGUUAACGAUUUUAGAAAUUUGUGCGGUCCGGCGGAUCCGGAUAUGGCGCGGAAAACCAAACCACAUUCGCUUAGAGCUAGGUACGGGAAAACGAAAAUACAAAACGCCGUCCACUGUUCCGAAUUGGCCGAAGACGGUGUUCUAGAGGUACAAUAUUUCUUCACGUUACGUCUCGUUUAAGACGGAACCCAAAGAUCUCAACGAAGAAAUGUAAAUUUAAGACGCAUAUUUGAAUUUGGAGUAUUUUUAUCUUUGUACUUGAUUAAGAAAAUAAAACAGAAGAUA
Pseudomyrmex gracilis is the source of this 1504-nucleotide messenger RNA. It is a transcript of the gene nmdyn-D7, whose product is annotated as nucleoside diphosphate kinase 7. The coding region runs from base 107 to 1399 and encodes 430 amino acids. Lineage: Eukaryota; Metazoa; Arthropoda; Insecta; Hymenoptera; Formicidae. The transcript has 9 exons. Gene Ontology annotation, cellular component: centrosome. The record is from RefSeq and is a predicted model, not a curated record.